This is a messenger RNA of Microthlaspi erraticum, 1140 nucleotides long. Lineage: Eukaryota; Viridiplantae; Streptophyta; Magnoliopsida; Brassicales; Brassicaceae. The record is from the annotation of a GenBank genome assembly.
AUGGCUGGUAGAGGGAAAGCCAUACAGGCUCGUUCCAAAAGGAAUAGUAAUAGAUUGAAGGGAUUAGAUAGGAUAAGCGAGCUACCAGAUCCUUUGAUAUGUCAGAUUCUUUCUCAUCUCUCCACAAAGGAAACUGUUAGCACAAGCGUCUUAUCCACUAGAUGGAGGAGCCUCUGGCUCUGGGUUCCUAGUUUGGAUCUGAGCUCCGAAAGCUUCCCAGAUUUCAAUACCUUUAAAAGUUUUGGCUACAGGCUCUUCGAUGCCAACAGGGGCUCUUGCAUACACAAAGUCAAGUUAUAUAUUGGUGACAAUAAGUUAUACGGUGACGAUUAUCUCACCUCGUGGAUUGAUGCUUUAGUCAAGCGGAAGAUCCAACAUCUAGACGUUAGAUAUGAUUCAGAGCCUGAAAACUGCGAGAUGCCCCUAAGUUUGUAUACCUGCAAGACACUUGUAUACUUGAAACUCUUUCAGGUGAGCUUCCGUGAUGCCGAGUCAUCAAAGCUUAGCAUCGCCGGCUCAGUUUCCUUACCUUGCCUUAGAACUAUGCAUCUAGAGCUUGUUUUUUAUCCCGAUGAGGCCGCUUUUGAGGGACUCGUCUCGUCCUGUCCCGUCUUGGAGGAACUGACGGUUGUUGGGUGUGAAACUGUUGGUUCAACAGUCUUUCGGGUGUCCUCUAGGUCACUGAAUAAGCUGAAGAUAAACUUGAUGUUUUGUGGUCAUGAGGUUGGUUCACAAGUUGUGAUUGAUGCUCCUCUACUAGGCUUUUUGAGCAUCAUAGAUAACUUGUCAGAGAGAUUUAUAGUAAAGAAUAUACACCCCAAUGCCAAGUUAGAUAUUUGGCUCGCCUUUGGUUUGGGCCAGGGGGAGUUUGAUGAAGCACAUGUUUUAACCAAGACAAGUAUGGUCAGUGAAUUUCUCCCGGGAGUUUCAGGGAUCAAGGAGAUGACCAUAUGGUGGCCCACCUUCAAGGUGAUCUGUCUCUACUCGAAACUUGAACCGGUGCCUCGAUUUCGUAACUUGUCCAUCCUCCAUGCUAAGCUCUACCCAACUGCUAUGAAAUGGUUACCAACGUUUCUCGACAUCUGCCCCAACCUGAAAUCCUUCAUCUUGGUAUGGAUUGGUGAUUAUGAGAAGAUGUAG